Molecule: messenger RNA, 1572 nt
Organism: Closterium sp. Yama58-4
Lineage: Eukaryota; Viridiplantae; Streptophyta; Zygnematophyceae; Desmidiales; Closteriaceae
Source: the annotation of a GenBank genome assembly
AUGCCGAGUCGGUCGCUUUGUGUCUGGCAGGCGCGGCGCCUCAGUCUAGUAGCCUUGGGGAUUGGGGAGCGUCCGAGCUUUGUCUAUAAACCACCCGCCAGCGCAGCCAUGGAAUCAUCUCCUCCGCUGCUUCGGUGCCAUAUCCUCGCACUGUUUGAGAGCCUGGCGGAGGGUGACAGCAGCACACGCGGGGCGGUGGGCGCGAGGGUGCACGUGGCAACGCAGAUCACGGUGCCGGGCUUGACCCUCCCCGUCACCUUCCACGCCCUCCACUGCUUCAGCCUUCCCCGGGCGGCGCGCAAGGCGGCGAGUGACGUGCAGGUGUGGUGGCACGGGCUCACAGGCAGCAGCAAGGGCGGCGGCGGAUCGCGUCAGAAGGACCGGCCGGCGGGUGUGGCGUGCAAGCAGCUGCAAUUCUUUGCCGACCCGGCCUGCAAGGGCAGGGCGCUGGAUGAGGUGCUGCAGCCGCAGUUUGCCGCUCUGCGCCGAUUCUUCCACGUGCCCAGCUCAAAGAGGAUUCCCCGAUGGGCUUCUGUCUCCUGCAAGAGUGAAAUCACCUGCCAGCAGGCCACGUGUCCCAUCAACUCCACGUGCAUGCCAACGAGUGACGGCAAGGGCGUCACGUGCCAAUGCAACCAGGGCUUUUCUGCUGUCAAUGACACUUGCGUAGACUUAUGUGAUACAGUGAAAUGUGGCCCUGGCGGCAAAUGCUCGGUGGAUGCAGACGGAAAACCAUUUUGUAGUUGCAACACGGGCUUUAAGUCGUCUUUUGACGGGCUCUCUUGCAUUGACUUAUGUGAUGCAGUGAAAUGUGGCCCUGGCGGCAACUGCAUGAAGGAUGCAAACGGAAAGCCACUUUGUAGUUGCAACACGGGCUUUAAGGCGUCUUCAGAUGGGCUCUCUUGCAUUGACAACUGUGAUGCGGUGAAUUGCGGGGCCAAUGGCAAGUGCGUGAGGAAGGAAAACGGUGAUCCCACCUGCGAGUGCGACGCAGACUACGAGAUGCCUCCCAAUGAACUGCGCUGCAUCGACUCAGCUUGUGCCGUGUUGGGUUGCGAACCGGAUGGGGUUUGUGUGACCAGCGCCGAUGGAGUCCGCUCUUGCGAAUGGAACUCACCCUGUGGCACAUGCCCUUCUGAAGCCACCUGCAAGACCGUCCCUGCUCAAACUACAAGUGCCGUGAAGCCCAUGGUGCCAUACUGCGAGUGCCCUUCGGGGUAUGGGAUGACCGCCACUGGAUGCAAGAAGGGUUUGCCGGACCAAGUGGCUGCGAGCAGUUUGACGCUUUUCCGGGACCGUAAUGCCAGGGGCAAUGCAUCUAAGCCGUACACCUUCCGCUUACAGUUUGGCUGCAAUCAAAUCCCAAAGGAGGUUGCUGGGUUCGGCACAUUUGCGUACUCAGUGGAUAACAUCGGGGGUGUUCAGGGUUGCUUCUACGUGAUUAUAUACAGAGGAGAUAACUGCGACCCCUCCAGCCUGAUUUCAUCGCGCUCGAUGGGUGAUCGAAUGGUUGCGCAGGCAAGAUCGCAGGGCUUGCCCGAUGGGAGCCGAUCUAUCAGUUGCCAAGUUUGA